This is a messenger RNA of Ylistrum balloti, 2349 nucleotides long. Its product is annotated as proline-rich protein 36-like. Lineage: Eukaryota; Metazoa; Mollusca; Bivalvia; Pectinida; Pectinidae. The coding region runs from base 1 to 2349 and encodes 782 amino acids. The transcript has a single exon. The record is from RefSeq and is a predicted model, not a curated record.
AUGACUCUCUUCAUCCCCCUACUCUCGCUAUACCUCCCUUCAUCCCUCGACCCUCGCUAUACCUCCCUUCAUCCGUCGACCCUCGCUAUGUCUCCCUUCAUCCCUCUACUAUCGCUAUGCCUCCCUUCAUCCCCCGACUCUCGCUAUACCUCCCUUCAUCCCUCUACUCUCGCUAUGACUCUCUUCAUCCCCCUACUCUCGCUAUACCUCCCUUCAUCCCUCGACCCUCGCUAUACCUCCCUUCAUCCCUCUACUCUUGCUAUGUCUCCCUUCAUCCCUCUACUCUCGCUAUGCCUCCCUUCAUCCCCCGACUAUCGCUAUGUCUCCCUUCAUCCCCCGACUCUCGCUAUGCCUCCCUUCAUCCCCGACUCUCGCUAUGCCUCCCUUCAUCCCCCGACUCUCGCUAUACCUCCCUUCAUCCCUCGACUCUCGCUACACCUCCCUUCAUCCCCCUACUCUUGCUAUAUCUCCCUUCAUCCCUCUAUUCUCGCUAUGCCUCCCUUCAUCCCCCGACUCUCGCUUUACCUCCCUUUAUCCCCCUACUCUCGCUAUACAUCCCCCGACUCUCGCUAUACCUCCCUUCAUCCCCCGACUAUCGCUAUGCCUCCCUUCAUCCCCCGACUCUCGCUUUACCUCCCUUUAUCCCCCUACUCUCGCUAUACAUCCCUCGACUCUCGCUAUGCCUCCCUUUAUCCCCCGACUCUCGGUAUACAUCCCUUCAUCCCCCUACUCUCGCUAUACAUUCCUUCAUCCCUCUACUCUCGCCAUACUUCCCUUCAUCCCCCUACUCUCGCUAUACAUCCCUCGACUCUCGCUAAACCUCCUUUCAUCCCUCGACCCUCGCUAUAUCUCCCUUCAUCCCUCGACCCUCGCUAUGCCUCCCUUUAUCCCCCAACUCUCGCUAUACAUCCCUUCAUCCCUCGACCCUCGCUAUACCUCCCUUCAUCUCCCUACUCUCGCUAUACCUCCCUUCAUCCCCCUACUCUCGGUGUACAUCCCUUCAUCCCUCUACUCUCGCUUUACCUCCCUUCAUCCCCUACUCUCGCUAUGCCUCUCUUCAUCCCCCUACUCUCGGUGUACAUCCCUUCAUCCCCCGACUCUCGCUAUGCCUCCCUUCAUCCCUCUACUCUCUCUAUGCCUCCCUUCAUCCCCCUACUCUCGCUAUGCCUCCCUUCAUCCCCGACUCUCGCUAUAAAUCCCUUCAUCCCCCGACUCUCGGUAUACAUCCCUUCAUCCCCCUACUCUCGCUAUACAUUCCUUCAUCCCUUUACUCUCGCCAUACAUCCCUUCAUCCCCCUACUCUCGCUAUACAUCCCUCGACUCUCGCAAAACCUCCUUUCAUCCCUCGACUCUCGCUAUGCCUCCCUUUAUCCCCCGACUCUCGGUAUACAUCCCUUCAUCCCCCUACUCUCGCUAUACAUUCCUUCAUCCCUCUACUCUCGCCAUACAUCCCUUCAUCCCCCUACUCUCGCUAUACACCCCUCGACUCUCGCUAAACCUCUUUUCAUCCCUCGACCCUCGCUAUAUCUCUCUUCAUCCCUCGACCCUCGCUAUACCUCCCUUUAUCCCCCUACUCUCGCUGUACAUCCCUUCAUCCCUCUACUCUCGCUUUACCUCCCUUCAUCCCCCUACUCUCACUAUACCUCCCUUCAUCCCCUACUCUCGCUAUGCCUCUCUUCAUCCCCGACUCUCGCUAUACCUCCCUUCAUCCCCCGACUCUCGCUACACCUCCCUUCAUCCCCCUACUCUCGCUAUACCUCCCUUCAUCCCUUGACUCUCGCUAUGCCUCCCUUUAUCCCCCGACUCUCGGUAUACAUCCCUUCACCCCCCUGCUCUCGCUAUAUAUUCCUUCAUCCCUCUACUCUCGCCAUACAUCCCUUCAUCCCCCUACUCUCGCUAUACAUCCCUCGACUCUCGCAAAACCUCCUUUCAUCCCUCGACUCUCGCUAUGCCUCCCUUUAUCCCCCGACUCUCGGUAUACAUCCCUUCAUCCCCCUACUCUCGCUAUACAUUCCUUCAUCCCUCUACUCUCGCCAUACAUCCCUUCAUCCCCCUACUCUCGCUAUACAUCCCUCGACUCUCGCUAAACCUCCUUUCAUCCCUCGACCCUCGCUAUACCUCCCUUCAUCUCCCUACUCUCGCUAUACCUCCCUUCAUCCCCCUACUCUCGCUAAACAUCCCUUCAUCCCUCGACCCUCGCUUUACCUCCCUUUAUUCCCCCUACUCUCGCUAUAUAUCCCUUCAUCCAUCGACCCUCGCUAUACCUCCCUUCAUCCCUCGACUCUCGCUAUACAUCCCUUCAUCCCUCGACUCUCGCUAUACCUCCCUUCAUCCCUCGACUCUCGGUAG